AUGGCAUCUGAUUUGAUACAUGCGGCCUUUGGAAAGGAGUCGGCAAACCUGUACGACUUGCUCGGCGUUUCCAACGAUGCAAGUCCUGCUCAGAUCCGAAAAGGGUACUACAAGGCUGCAUUGAGAUGGCAUCCAGACAAAAAUCAGGGUUGCAAAGAUGCCACGCAGAGGUUUCAAGCCCUUGGCGAGGUGCAUCACAUUCUAAGCGACCCGGACCUGCGAGCCGAAUACGACGCGACUGGUUGCUACCCAAGCCAGGAGGGGUUCGAGACCAAGUUGCGCACCUAUUUCACACAGCUUUUCAAGCCAGUCACAAAGGAGCGCAUCAGCGAGUUCGAGAAGCAGUACGUUGGCUCCAGCGAGGAGAGAAAGGACGUACUCCGUGCGUACAUUGAGGGAAGCGGGGAUAUUGGCUACAUUGUGGACAAUGUGAUGCUUGCAAACGAAGGGGAUGCAGGGCGAUUCGAAGACUUGGCCACGCAAACAAAGUGUUGUCCACAAGUUUCUAUGAGUCCUCCGACCAGGUCGUUGCUGCCAUCGCGUCUGGAGAGGUGGAUCGUUCGCCUGGUCUCGCAAGAUCGGGCAAAGGUUCUGCCCAGGCAAAGAAGAGGCAACGCAAGGCGGCCAAGGAGGCUUCGGAGGCCAAGCGGGCAGCAGCACCGGAGCGCGGAAUCAGUGAAUUGGCGAGCGCCAUCCGUUCUCGUCAGGAGAGGUCUCAAGGCUUUCUGGCGCAGCUGGAAGAGAGGUACAGCUCUGGCACGAAACGGCCGCGAACGGCCAAGAAACGACCAGCAGCAGCCUGACAAGGAAAAGGUGAUUGAUGCUGGUGAUGUGUGGAUAUGCUGCAUGCUGAUACGGGCUUUCUGUGUCCUCAGAUGCCUUCAGGUUCUUUAUACAAAUUUGCAGAUCAGUUCAGCCGCUGUGUCUUUCAAACGCAUCUAUGCAAGCGACAGCUCGCGGAGCCUGCACUGUUCGUGCUGCAGCAUCACAUCAACAAAGUCCGGAUUGGAGUAUCUUGCUGUCUACACCUUGGCUCUGCAGCUUUGCACGCACUAA
This is a messenger RNA of Symbiodinium necroappetens, 1056 nucleotides long. Lineage: Eukaryota; Dinophyceae; Suessiales; Symbiodiniaceae. The record is from the annotation of a GenBank genome assembly.